ACUUGCCCUGCCCCGUGACGUCACGGCAGGCCCCGCCCCCAGCGGCCAGAGACUCCCGACACCACUGCGGCUGGCUCGCGCCCCGGAAGCUGCCCCUUCCCGGGGUCAUGAUGGGCAGCAAGAUGGCGUCUGCUAGCAGGGUAGUUCAGGUAGUCAAGCCACAUACACCAUUAAUAAGGUUCCCUGACAGAAGAGACAAUCCUAAACCCAGUGUAUCAGAAGCUUUGAGAUCAGCAGGGAUCCCAUCUCACUCUUCUGUAAUUUCACAGCAUUCUAAGGGAAGUAAAUCACCAGAGUUGCUGAUGCAUCCGGGUCCACCAGACACUGCAGAAAUACUAAAAACGCUACCUCAGAAGUACAGAAGGAAACUUAUAUCUCAAGAGGAAAUGGAGUUUAUCCAACGUGGAGGUCCAGAAUAAUGAUUGUGGCUGCUAUUUGUCAUCAGGCAAAAGAAUUAUCUUUACAAUAAAGGACUUCCAAAAUGACAUAUGAAAAGUUGUAUGUUAAACAACCUUAAUAAAUCUUCUGCAAAGAGGGCUGGGGAUUUAGCUCAGUGGUUCCGGCGCCUGCCUCGAAAGUGCAAGGACCCGAGCUCAAUCCCCGGUACCAAAAAAAAAAAAAAAUCUUCUGCAAAAAGAAAAAAAGAAACAUAGAAAAUUUAGAUGGAUACUUGUAUCUUCUAAUUUAUGUAUCUUGGUCAGCUUCCCCACAAGCUUACCUAAUUGUUUAUACACAUUAUACUUAUUAAAGUAUACAUUUGAAAAUGUUAGCCUAUUAAAUUACUCUUGACAAACUAGGAAAAGCACACCAUCUAUAGUAAACUAUAGAUUUCCUAUGAUCUCACUUUCUGAUUCUGUUUAGAAAUAGAAAAAACUUACUAGAUAGAAUUACUCCAUUAGGGAAGUAGUUUUCCUGAAAUUAGAUGAGAAUCAGUAAAAUAACUACAUUAUUCUUACUUCUGCAAUGUUUAUUCAUUCACAAGGUUACUGGAGUAAACUGGCUUAAUAAGCAUAUCCUAUUGUAAAUGACUGAAAAGUAUAUAACCAAUGACUGGGAUUAAGACAUGGAAGACAAUUCAAAAAGAUGUAUUUGUAGCCUUUAUUGAGGAAAAAAAGUAUAAAAUAGAAAAUAAAGAGAUUAAAAUGAA
Molecule: messenger RNA, 1147 nt
Organism: Heterocephalus glaber (naked mole-rat)
Lineage: Eukaryota; Metazoa; Chordata; Mammalia; Rodentia; Bathyergidae
Gene: Kgd4
Product: alpha-ketoglutarate dehydrogenase subunit 4
Biological process (GO): 2-oxoglutarate metabolic process
Cellular component (GO): oxoglutarate dehydrogenase complex
Molecular function (GO): oxoglutarate dehydrogenase (succinyl-transferring) activity
Source: RefSeq, a predicted model, not a curated record